CCUGAGAUUGUGUUACAUGAACACAUUACACAGUCUGUAGUCUACACAUCAUACAUCUGCCACGAUCUGCUGCUGUUUGGGUUGCAGUGGAAUAGGAGGGUCCAUAGUGCGGUGGGACUGAAGUAGCAGGCGAGCGAGGUGGCAGUGGCACAGCAGUCGAGGGAAGGGCGGCACAGUGAAGGAACGCAGCCGUGGAGCGCGCUGUGCGCACCGGAGGGACGCGUUGAUUGACAGUCUGAGGCACGGAGCGCCCCGUGUGGCACACAAGCGGAGCACGCUAAUCUCCCCGUACCGGUCUUGUCAAAGGCAUCUCUGUGAAAUACCAACCAGAUCAGCCUGGCUCAAAUAAAGGAGUCUAUCCAUCCCCUGGGCUCGUUAUCGGAGACUUCUCACCGAACAAACGACUAACGAGGAAGCGGCAGUUCUGCGACCCUAUCCCACCCUGUCUUCACCUGUUCAGUCAUAACCGGACACAGUCAGGACUAACCUGGCGUCUCAAACUAUCCUGGAAACGGGAGUGGGUGGACUAAAAGGUCAGGUUGCACUUUGCAGUCUGAGCCAAAGAAGAUUUUCUCGAUUUAUUGCAUGGACUGCGCCCGGUUCUUUCGGGAUCGUUUUGGGGUUAUUUAUUUUUGUUUGUUUGUUUUUUGGUACAUGCUUAUAAUUGUGAUGCGUCUGUGAGACAAAUUGCAAAACCUGUAGCCUGAAAAAUCCUUUUUAUUCUUUUUUUUUAACGGAAUAACGGCCAGAUAUCCAGAAGACUCUCGGGAGGAAAUUAAGUUCCAUUUUGGUGCGUAAUCUGUGCUGUGUGUGAGAUUGCUGAGCCGCAGAAGUAGUUGUGCCUCCCUUCUUUUUUACGUUCAUUACUCAUUUUUUCCCCACAUGGAGUAGGCUGAAUCACUGGUAAAGACUUCAAAAGAGCGGUUUUAUUCUCUGUGGCCUGGAACACGCAGGCGGAUCUGAUGUGCAGAUUCUCCGUAGGAUGGUAAAUGACCAAUGGGGAAUCAUGAACAGCUCUUCUGAACUCGAAGAUGGGACUCGGCAUAAAAACCAGACGUUCUGUGAGUGUGUGCCCAGCUCCUCCCAGCUCAAACACCGCUGGUCAGACUCAGAAACUGCCAGGGAGACCCCGGCCAAGAGGAUGAGCUGCAGCUACCUGCUCUGCACUAUCCUGCUCUUCGUGGCCGUAUUGCUCGCUGUCACUGUAACUGGCACCAUCCUUUUUAUGAACCACUACCAGGCCCCACCUAUGUCCGAUGGCCUACCCCACAUCUCUACCAAUCAGGAUGAAGCCAAUGCCCUGGUUACUGUUGAGAGAGGCGAUGGCUCCCGCAUCAACAUCUUCAUCGAUCCUAACUGCCCCGACUACAACAGUAACUUUUUACGCUUGGAGGGUGUGCAGACCUCACUGCUCCACUCACUAACCGACCACGACUCUGACCUGAAGUCAGUGAAAGGCCAGGAUCGGGCUCUUCUUGUCAGUCUGGCUGAGGAGGUGGCCAAGCUGUCAGCCCACGCGGGGCAACUGAAAAUGGACUAUGAAUCCCUACGCAGGGGCCAGGGCAGCCUGGGGCAAGAUCUGAACACACUGCAGACUGAGCAGGGACGCCUCAUACAGCUGCUGUCAGACAGCCAGAUCAACAUGGUGAAGGUAGUGAACUCAGUGAGCGAUGCUCUUAAUGCCAUGCAGAAGGAGAACGUGGGCCUGAAGGCACGUGUCAAGGCCGACUUGCAGAGGGCACCUGUCAGAGGGGCCCGUUUCAAGGGCUGCUCCAAUGGCUCACGUCCCCGUGACUGCGGUGAUCUGUACGCCAGUGGUCAGAGAGAGGAUGGCAUCUAUUCCGUGUUUCCUGUGCACCAUCCCGCAGGCUUUCAGGUCUACUGUGACAUGACCACAGACGGAGGAGGCUGGACAGUGAUCCAGCGCAGGGAGGAUGGCUCAGUCAACUUCUUCAGAGGAUGGGAGUCUUACCGUGAGGGAUUUGGCAAAAUCACUGGCGAACACUGGCUCGGGCUGAAGCAGAUCCAUGCCCUGUCCAUCCAGGGGAACUAUGAGCUACGUAUCGACUUGGAGGACUUUGAAAAUAGCACCGCAUACGCCCAGUAUGGCACCUUUGGAGUGGGCCUCUUCUCAGUGGACCCUGAUGAUGAUGGAUACCCUCUGACUGUGGGAGACUAUUCUGGCAAUGCAGGUGACUCCCUGCUGAAGCACAACGGGAUGAAGUUCACCACCAAAGACAGGGAUAACGACCACUCGGAGAACAACUGCGCCUCCUUCUACCAUGGUGCCUGGUGGUACCGCAACUGCCACACCUCCAACCUUAACGGCCAGUAUCUGCGCGGUCAGCACACUUCCUACGCCGAUGGCAUCGAGUGGUCCUCAUGGACUGGCUGGCAGUAUUCCCUCAAGUUCUCCGAGAUGAAGAUACGGCCCACCCGCGACCCUGAGAACAAAUGAGAUAGACAAAAGAGAAAGAAGAAACAUUUUUGAAACAUUACAAACCACAAUUUCUGACAGCUAGGCGGACUUGUCUUGAUAUUCUUUAUUCACUAAAGCAUACCUCUUUGAGUUUA
Thunnus maccoyii (southern bluefin tuna) is the source of this 2574-nucleotide messenger RNA. RefSeq names its product fibrinogen C domain containing 1b (gene fibcd1b). The transcript is spliced from 8 exons. Lineage: Eukaryota; Metazoa; Chordata; Actinopteri; Scombriformes; Scombridae. Bases 983 to 2458 code for a protein of 491 amino acids. The record is from RefSeq and is a predicted model, not a curated record.